Messenger RNA from Oncorhynchus keta (chum salmon), 1036 nucleotides. RefSeq lists its product as uncharacterized. The record is from RefSeq and is a predicted model, not a curated record. The coding region runs from base 72 to 1034 and encodes 320 amino acids. The transcript has 2 exons. NCBI's taxonomy places the organism in Eukaryota, Metazoa, Chordata, Actinopteri, Salmoniformes, Salmonidae.
AAACACUAGUAGGAAGCUUUCUGAAGGAAAAGCAUCAUGUGUACAAGGAGCAGAGUGGAGAAGAAUGGAGGAUGGAACAAACACUAGUAGGAAGCUUUCUGAAGGAAAAGCAUCAUGUGUACAAGGAACAGAGUGGAGAAGAAUGGAGGAUGGAACAAACACUAGUAGGAAGCUUUCUGAAGGAAAAGCAUCAUGUGUACAAGGAACAGAGUGGAGAAGAAUGGAGGAUGGAACAAACACUAGUAGGAAGCUUUCUGAAGGAAAAGCAUCAUGUGUACAAGGAACAGAGUGGAGAAGAAUGGAGGAUGGAACAAACACUAGUAGGAAGCUUUCUGAAGGAAAAGCAUCAUGUGUACAAGGAACAGAGUGGAGAAGAAUGGAGGAUGGAACAAACACUAGUAGGAAGCUUUCUGAAGGAAAAGCAUCAUGUGUACAAGGAGCAGAGUGGAGAAGAAUGGAGGAUGGAACAAACACUAGUAGGAAGCUUUCUGAAGGAAAAGCAUCAUGUGUACAAGGAGCAGAGUGGAGAAGAAUGGAGGAUGGAACAAACACUAGUAGGAAGCUUUCUGAAGGAAAAGCAUCAUGUGUACAAGGAGCAGAGUGGAGAAGAAUGGAGGAUGGAACAAACACUAGUAGGAAGCUUUCUGAAGGAAAAGCAUCAUGUGUACAAGGAACAGAGUGGAGAAGAAUGGAGGAUGGAACAAACACUAGUAGGAAGCUUUCUGAAGGAAAAGCAUCAUGUGUACAAGGAACAGAGUGGAGAAGAAUGGAGGAUGGAACAAACACUAGUAGGAAGCUUUCUGAAGGAAAAGCAUCAUGUGUACAAGGAGCAGAGUGGAGAAGAAUGGAGGAUGGAACAAACACUAGUAGGAAGCUUUCUGAAGGAAAAGCAUCAUGUGUACAAGGAACAGAGUGGAGAAGAAUGGAGGAUGGAACAAACACUAGUAGGAAGCACAGGGGGGAAAAUGGCAGCUGUACAGAACUCCGAUAACAGAGCUCUCAGACUUCUAAAACACGGUAGAAAGCAGUUCUAAUA